ACAUCCACAGUAAAUGAUGUGCCCACAGCUAUAUUUCUUGACUUAGUUGAGCUAGAAAGCCAGUCAGCUGAGGAUAUAACAAAGAACUUACUGCAGUGCCUAAAUACUUGGGGACUAGAUGAAAAUUUCAUCAGGGCAAACUUUGUAGCUUUUGCUUGUGAUGGUGCAAGUGCAAUGCUUGGCAGGAAAUCUGGAGUAGCCACCCAUCUAAGACAGAUGUAUCCAGAUCUAAUGGUGUGGCAUUGCCUCAACCACAGAUUGGAGUUGGCUGUAGGUGAUACUGUGAAACAUGUCAACAAUGUAAACCAUUUCACAUCAUUUUUGGACAAAAUAUACACCCUCUACCACAGGUCACCAAAGAACUGUCGCAAACUGGCUCAGCAUGCACAAGAACUUGAGGUAAAUGUGCAGAAGAUUGGGAGGGUCCUUGAUGUUCGAUGGGCAGCUAGCAGCUUUAGAACAAUUAAGACUGUAUGGAGUUCAUACACAGCCUUACAUCAGCACUUCAGAGCUGCUGCUAUGGAUGGAACAAGAGAGGACAAUGAGAAGGCUAUGUAUAGCGGCCCAAUGACCAAAAUGGAGACCCAAGAAUUCCUCUGUGAUUUAGGUUUAAUGUAUGACACAUUAGAGGAAAUUGCACACCUCUCCCUGAACUUGCAAGAAAGAGGAAUGACACUCACAAAAGCAGACAAACUUAUGAGAAGAACCAUUCUCAUAAUUUCAUCCAUGAUAACCUCCCCAGGGGAUAAAAAGCAGGAUGCUCUUGCAGCUGCAGAGAGAAAGGAGUUUCAUGGCAUUCCCUUAACAGCCAAUCCUAGGCUGAGACAGAUAGACUCAGCAGUGUUCCUUCAGUCUCUUACUGAGAACCUAGAGGACAGGUUGUUCAGCACUGGCUCAAGCAGACACCCUGGCGUGUCAGCUGAGAACACUGCUCAAUAUACAGACUUGCUGCAUCACUUUAAUGUUCUCAAUCCAGAAAACUGGCCUGUUCCCUUACACGAGCAGUAUGGAGAAGCUUGCAUAAAGGAACUUGCACAUCGCUUCAGACUUGACCCCAGGAAAGUGCUUGAAGGCUUCAGGGAUUACAAAGAGGACUCCAGUGUGAUACCUCAAAACCUGUCCCCAGUGACCAGUAUUCUCAGCCUGAUACCUGUGAGCAAUGCAGAAUGUGAACGAGGGUUCAGUUGAAUGAACAUCAUUGUGUCUCCCCUGAGGUGUAGGGUGUUGAUACAGACAGUGUCAUCAUUAAUGUUUGUGAAUCUGAAUGGCCCUCCAUUGAUAAAGUGGAAUCCAAAUGAAUAUGUGAAAUCUUGGCUGGUGAAGCACAGAGGAGCUACAGAUCCAUGGACACGGCCCUGCCCACUAAAAUACCCAAUAGACAAAGAAGCUCUCUGGGCACUGUUGUGAUAAAAUUACUCGUAGGUUGGCUACAAAUCCUGUAGGUUCAGUGCUGUUAUGAUUCUUUGUUUUGUUUGAAUUGCUGCAGUUCCGUGUUGAGCUACCUAGACAUACAAAAGUUAAGAUUCUUCCAGUGCCAGAUCUAAUGAUGUGAUUUAUUUUUCAGAGAGGCCUACUGUUGAUAUAUAAUUCAGCCUGUUUCCUAUAGACUUUAUUUUUCUCUCUUAAUUGAUUAUUGAGAUUUAAUAAACCUCAACCCUAGUGUGGCAGUGGGGGCGUGGUCAAACGUCGGUCUGUGACUGGAGGGCGGAGUCAGGGAAGGUAAGUGGCAGAAUCACUACACCUGAUGUGAAUUAACCUGUGUUUGUGUGUUUUCCCAGCAACCACGCCCUAUAGAGAGCGUGCACGUGACGUCACGAGGUCACAUGAUAUUUGUUUAUCCUCCAUCUUGGACGGCAAGGCCACGCAUAGAACUUAGACGAACCCGUUCUAAUUAUCAAAUUCCCCGCAGACGAGGAGAGACGCGCAAAAUGGGUGUCGGCUGUGCAAAGAGAAAACUGGUACCCCAGUUCUACCAGCCGAAUUUGUAGUGAACACUUCAUAUCAGGUAGGUGUAAUCUUCUAAUUCAAUACUCCUAGUCAGGGGCGCCGCCAAAAAUUUUGGGCCUCAUGAAAGAUUAGAAUUUUGGGCCCCCCAACUUUGCCCACCCUCGUCACAAUUGCACUAUUAUCAUUAUUUGACUUUUGAUAGCCCAUGGACCUUGAGUUUGUGACUUUGUUAUUACAUUUUAUGUAUUAACC
Neoarius graeffei (lesser salmon catfish) is the source of this 2199-nucleotide messenger RNA. RefSeq names its product E3 SUMO-protein ligase KIAA1586-like. The transcript has 2 exons. Lineage: Eukaryota; Metazoa; Chordata; Actinopteri; Siluriformes; Ariidae. The record is from RefSeq and is a predicted model, not a curated record. The coding region runs from base 175 to 1188 and encodes 337 amino acids.